GAGAGAGAGAGAGAGAGAGGAGAUAAAAGAUUAGGGUUUGGUGGUAGUUUGUUUUACUUUAGAGAGUUAUGAGUUGUAAAGGUGGAAGGUUUUUGAACAUCUGUACUUGUUUUUAAGGUUGUUUUGUCUUUAGGGUGUUGAAUUUCUCUGCGUUCCAGUUUGAUGGCUGGAGGUAAUGAAGUUAACCUUAAUGAGGCCAAGAGGGUGGUGCCUCUCAAUACAUGGGUUCUCAUCUCCAAUUUCAAGCUCGCUUACAAUCUCCUUCGCCGGCCUGACGGCACCUUCAACCGCCACCUCGCCGAGUUCCUAGACCGUAAAGUCGCCGCAAACGCUACCCCAGUUGACGGAGUUUUCUCUUUCGACGUUAUAAUAGACAGAACAACCAAUCUCGUCAGCCGGGUUUACCGCCCAGCCCCAGCCGAUGAAGCUCAGCUGGGCAUUGUAGAGCUCCAACGGCCCCUUAGUGCAGAGGAGGUUGUCCCUGUCAUUAUCUUCUACCAUGGAGGAAGCUUUGCUCACUCCUCUGCCAACAGUGCCAUCUACGACACUCUUUGCCGGCGGCUCGUUGGCAUCUGCAACGCUGUAGUGGUCUCUGUAAACUACCGCCGUGCACCGGAAAACCGGUAUCCUUGUGCAUACGAUGAUGGAUGGGCAGCUCUCAAAUGGGUAAGCUCCAGGCCAUGGCUACGGAGCGGCAAGGACUCCAAGGUUCAUAUCUACUUAUGUGGAGAUAGCUCCGGAGGUAACAUUGUUCACAAUGUCGCCAUGAGAACGGUUGAAUCGGAUACAGAAAUAUUAGGGAAUAUACUGCUCAACCCAUUGUUUGGUGGGCAAGAGAGAACUGAAUCUGAGAAGAAAUUGGAUGGGAAGUAUUUUGUGGCUGUUCAAGACAGAGACUGGUAUUGGAGGGCUUUUCUUCCUGAAGGAGAAGAUAGAGAUCAUCCCGCAUGUAACCCAUUUGGUCCCAGACGCAUAAGCCUUGAAGGACUCAAGUUCCCUAAAAGCCUUGUUGUGGUUGCAGGUUUGGACCUUGUUAAGGACUGGCAAGUGGCUUAUGUUGAAGGGCUCAAAGAGGCAGGCCAAGACGUAAAGCUUCUAUUCCUAGAGCAAGCCACAAUUGGGUUCUACUUGUUGCCCAACAAUAACCACUUCUAUACUGUCAUGGAUGAGAUUAAGCAAUUUGUGCGUUCUAACUGUUAAUAGACUUACUUAAACUACAGAGAAGGAGCAAUACGUAACAGAAGCUUUGACAUUUCACUCUGGGCUUUUUCUUCCCUUUGUUUCUUCUUUCUUUAACACCCACUCUGGAGGAGUUGAUAGUGUGCACAGUCCAGUAUAUUAGGUUUGUGUAGUUCUGCUGCUUUACUUGCUAUGGUGUUCGAUUGUAGUGGGAGAGGUGAGGUCUGUGGCCUCUGGGACUGGUGGUAGUUGGUUCAGUGAUGGUUGGGUUCAAUAUGGAAGAAGCUUUCUUUCAGUGAUUCAGUCAGCUGCUGAUCUUGUUCACCAAUAUGUAUGUACUACUGAUGGCAGGAGUCACCAAAUUUAAUCUUACCGUUUCUAACAUCCGACCUCCAAGGAGGAGGGAAAACUGGAGUGUGGGGGUUACGGUUGGUGGUCGUGGAUCGAUCGAAUUGGAGCCCAGUGCCUGGCUAAUGUUAUAUACUUAUAUGUAGAGAGCUGAUUUCAGGAAGAUGGAUGGGGAAACAUCCAUUGUAUUGUGAACUUGUAUGUUAUAGGUAUACUUUGUGUUCUAGAAUUAUAAUAUAAGAAUGUUUUUGUUAUUAUUCUCA
Telopea speciosissima is the source of this 1790-nucleotide messenger RNA. Its product is annotated as gibberellin receptor GID1C-like. The transcript is spliced from 2 exons. Gene Ontology annotation, cellular component: cytoplasm; nucleus. Gene Ontology annotation, biological process: raffinose family oligosaccharide biosynthetic process; floral organ morphogenesis; positive regulation of gibberellic acid mediated signaling pathway. Gene Ontology annotation, molecular function: hydrolase activity; gibberellin binding. Lineage: Eukaryota; Viridiplantae; Streptophyta; Magnoliopsida; Proteales; Proteaceae. The record is from RefSeq and is a predicted model, not a curated record. The coding region runs from base 163 to 1200 and encodes 345 amino acids.